Bipolaris maydis ATCC 48331 is the source of this 267-nucleotide messenger RNA. NCBI's taxonomy places the organism in Eukaryota, Fungi, Ascomycota, Dothideomycetes, Pleosporales, Pleosporaceae. The record is from RefSeq and is a predicted model, not a curated record.
AUGACAGCUUGCUCCCAUUACUAUGAGGGUAAGCGUACAGACAUCCGAGCAAGGGAUUCCAACAUUCCAACCCACCUCACAACCACUGGGGGACUGCCAUCCAUCCCUCCAUAUACGGCUGUGCCAUCAGCCCAAAAACGCCAGGACCGAGAAAUUGUAGCAACUCUGACUCACCAAGAAGGCCUACGCAGUACGCGAGCAUUCAAACCCGCUUUAUUUUUUGUUUUUUUUCAACACAUUCGCUUCGACCCCUUGUCUUAUUUCUAG